Bacillus rossius redtenbacheri is the source of this 4936-nucleotide messenger RNA. RefSeq lists its product as uncharacterized. The transcript has 2 exons. The coding region runs from base 61 to 2157 and encodes 698 amino acids. The record is from RefSeq and is a predicted model, not a curated record. Lineage: Eukaryota; Metazoa; Arthropoda; Insecta; Phasmatodea; Bacillidae.
UCUUACCCGCUAACAUGAAAGAGUGUUUCAGGUACCCUCAAAGCCACUCGGGCCCUCAUAAUGAAGACAACUUGCUGGUGGCUACUGAUGGGUAUGCUGGUGCUGUCUCGAGGGGAUGACGCGCCUCUUUCGCCGUUCCAACCUGAGACAGUGGGGGUCAUUGCUGGUGCCCAUUUCGAACCCCUACCAAAGGUGAUGUUGUAUACCUCAUCGGUACCUUUAAAUUUUAAGGUCCCCUGGCCAUUACAAUUAACAGAAAUUCAUGAAGGGAUAACCCUUUUGAGUUCUUGCCCCUCUAAUGCAUCCUCUGACUGGUGUUCAGUUUUCCGGGAAUUAAAACAGGUUAUGUUUUAUUCUGAUAUGCUGUUGAAUAAACUAAAUGAUGCAGCUGGUGAGAAUUUGGAGUAUGACAGUGUGGUUAAUAGAGAAAAGCGAGGCUUAUCUUUUAUUGGCGAUUUUGUAAGAUGGUGUUGUGAUGUGGCGGUGACCAGUCAAGUAGAUAGUUUAUUUCUAAAUCAGCAACAGAUUGCUCUGCAUAUUGAUCAGAUGGAAGCACAAAUCAUAGAUGACCAUGUGGCGCUUGCCAAUUUGAGUAAUUCUAUUAGUGUUGUUAAUGAAGCCAUGACGAGUGUUUUGAAAAGAGUUCAAACGAAAUUCACUAACCUUACUGAUUACCUGAGAACUUUUAGAGAAGCAAUGACAGUUCGUUUUUCCGGGAUGGUAAAAGAAAUAGGUCACUCUUUUCAGUUACAAUUAUUAUUAGCGGCUCAGUUAGCUAAGCAAGCUCACACUCUAACUCGUAUUGAAGUUUUGGAUCAAUGCCGCUCACAUAAGAUUCCUUCUGUUUUGAUUACGCCGGCACUUUUGCAGGAAAAAUUGCAGGAUUUGGAAACUAUCCUUGUUAAAGAUGGUUAUAAAUUAGCAAUUAGUAGUACCCAAGUUCAGGCUUAUUUCCAUUUGCCUAUUUGUAGAUGUAAUGCGUUUAAAGAAAGUCUGUAUGUGUCAGUCAAAAUCCCUAUUGUACGCUAUAGCUCUAAUUGGAAGUUGUUUCAGUUUGUUGGUAUACCUUUUCAUUGGAAGAAUAAUACAUGUCACCUAGAACAUGAACCAAACUUUUUAGCGGUGGAUGGUAACCACCUAGUGACGAUCCAAGGACGUAACUUGUUGGACUGCCGGCCUUUGGAGGAGAAUUUGUGUUUUGUGCCUAGAUUUUCAGGAGACACCAUGGGAAGUGCAUUGUGCCCCAAAGCUUUGUUUCAGGGGGUUACAAUCGAAAGACUUGCAGAACUUUGUACUUUUCAAUGCCGUUCCGGAACUCACCUCAUGAUCACGCAGGCUGGGCCGGAACGCUAUUUUUUGACUCACCUUAGGGGCAAGGUGGAGUUACAGUGUGCCAAGAAUCCUAACCAAACUUUGAUUAUAGAUGAUGAAGAACGACCAGGUGCUGUGGACAUAGAAGUUCCAUGUGACUGUCGAUUGUAUUUGAAUAGUGAAUUGAAAAUUAAUGAAUUGUACCCUUGUGACUAUAGAGCUAAGUCUAAGUUUCAACUACUUCAUGUGAUCCCAGCAGCCUGGACCAGGUUAAAGAAAUUAAAGAUUUUUCCACGGACUGCUUCCAGCCACACAGUUUUCCCCUCAUUGGAGGAUUGUUUAGAUGAGGACUGGCCCUCUGCCAUUCCUCAUUUGAAUUUCACGGUCUCUCGGUUCACUAGAUUGGACCCCAUUUCUUUGAAUAAACCGGUUGAAGUAUUGAGUUUCAUGGUCAGACAUGUUCAAAGUAUUGCAUUAUUUGUGAUAGGGGGUACCCUAUUUUUGAUUAUUAUUAGAAAUCCAUACCUUGUGGGUAUUGGAACGUUCCCACGUGUAGCUGCACUGGAUGAGACCGCUAUGUUAAAUGCUGAACUUACUGUUAUGGUUUUUAUAUUGGGAAUUAUAAUUGGUAUGUUGGCUUUUCUUAUCUGGAAGUGUAUUCAACUUAAACGAAGUGCACAGAAAAAUUUGAAGAUAUCGUCCCCAGUCACGCCUGUUGAGGCCUCCACGAGUGGAGAGGCUAUGGACUUACGAGAACGAUUACGUAAUGAAAAUGUAAUAAAGGCCAAGUUGUCUAGUAACACUGGUGAUGAAUUUCUUGUAAACAUCACACUUAUCGAACCAUGAGGUAAAUUUUCUUUGAUUGAUGGACUCAUCCUAAUUGUUUACUGUUAUCGCGGUUUGUAAUUAUUUCAAAAUGGUAUUUGUUGUUUAAUGAAGAAUUAGCUAUGUUUUUUUUAAAACAAAGUAAGUUACGACUAAUUAUUUGGGCACAUUGGUGUAUUGUUUAUAAAGAUUUAGAUUUUGUUUGUUAACCAGAGAUGACCCUAGGUGUCUGCUAUUUUGAUAGGUUAUGCUGGAUUGGAAGUUAAGCCAAGAAAGAAUUCCUUAUCUCCUUUACCUCCCUUCCAUACUCCUUCCAGUGUCAUGUACUGUGCGUUUGAACCAGAUUUCCAUGGACUCGGAGAGCCAGAACCAACUUUAAACUCGACAUGUGGUGCUAGUGUAGAAGAUGAACUGUUAUAGCAUCAAUCAUCGUGUCCAUCCUCAUUACCGAGGAUCUGGGACUAUACAGCCUGUACCUGGUGGUGGGAAAAAGUAACUGUUAUCCCAUCCAGGAAUUGUUGUGGGCUGUGUGUGACUCCUGUGGAAGUGCAUUCGUCGGAUGACCCCAGUUGAUUGCGACAUGUAUGUGUGGACUCUCAGUUUCUAGAAGAGAAGAGACGAGACUGCUUGGUCGCAGUGGGGUUCGCCGCUAUCAUGGCAUUGCUACGUUGAGAAGCCAGUGCUACAUUUCUGUACUAAUGAGUUUGAUGAACGUUCUAUCCCGCAGCUGGUUGCUGCCAUUACGACUCUGUGAAGAUUUUGGACUUCAACUAACUUUUGAAACUUUUGAACUACCUUCUGGUUCCUACCUAGAAGCGUAUCCUCUUGUGCCCUCGGUCCUCUUAAAAGGGGAAGGAUAUUUUGUUGCAAAUUUCUUGUUUUGCUCGGGUUAACCUUUAUUUGUAGGAUGUAAGUUUUGUAUCCUAAUUAUUGAAUCUGCGGGGUAAACAGGCACCUGGGUUCAUCAAUGGUUAGGCGUUUUGGGAUUCCCAUACCUACCUUGUUUGAGAUUUGCCUAUGUUAGACACUGUUGUUAAAUGACAUUAAUGAAAGGUUAAAUUUAUGAGUAUGUCCUUUUCUAUUGUUGAAGUAUGUUGCUACCCCUAUGUAAGUUUAUGUUUUUGAAUCACCUAAGAUUAUUUUUGUUGUUGUUAUUGUUUAUUUUGUUGAUGAAUCUGAUGCUGGGUAUGAAAGUUUCACAGUAUUGACGGAUGGCACUGCUGGCAACAUGCAGCAGAGAUGGCUGGAGCUGAGGGGUGCUACUCCAAAAGGUGGAGCCCUGGACUUGGGGACGAGCUGCAGAUCGUCCCCCGGGAUCAUGGCUUCCGCCACCCCUUCGAGCUGUUCUGUCACCAUACUCCGCCUCUCUCGGCUGUAGGCCAGUCAAGUUAGGCUUAAAUGUGCUUGUACCUCAAGAUUACUUUAUUUAGCUCAAUACAACUAUGUACACUCAUUAUUGGAGAUAUGAAAUUGUAAUUUUAUGUUGUAAGCAAUCGGAUCAAUCUUUGGAUACCUCGAACCCGUCUUUAAGUCUAGCUCUGUUUGUUAUGUCAUCGAUUCUCCUCUGGCCGGUCUUGCUAUGACUUUUAGGAAUUGGCUCGUGCCUCUCAGGCUUCUUUUGUAAUCUUAAUAGUUAACAUUGUACAAUUUUCUUUCAAUCCUUUGUUUGUAAAUUUAAAGUUGUGGUUCUUGGCUUGUGGGGCACAAGCCCUCGUCGUCCGGAGUGAUGUCACGCGGUAAAAUUUUACGUGUAGAGUUUUUUUUUUAACUUGGCUUUGUGCUUGUAGUGCUUUGUGAGCCCGCGUGAGUUCCUGACACUUGUUUGCGACACUCGGGCUUUGAUUUGUUUUCCUGGCGCGGUAGAUUGCUAACGCUCUCUGUUUUUCUGGGGCGGUGACGUGAUUCGCCGCCCGAGAGCCUGGCCAGCUGCGCGGGCGGUUGCGUCAUCCUGUCCUGGAAUCUCCGGGAGUGUUGGCCGCCCUGGUUGGUUACGCUGCGUUGUUGUUCGUGCGCGUGACGUGCUGGUGUUUGUGUCGCCACCAGGUGGCAGAAGUGCGAGUCUAGCAUGACCGGUGGAGGGGGGGGAUAGCGUCGGUUGGCGGAAUGGCGUUGUGUUGUGGAAUCGCGGCCGGGAUUUUUGUUUUCGCGUGGAUUGUUCUCGUCGUGAUGACGUUGUGAAGUGGAUUUAAUAAAGGGGGCCACCCUGGGUGCGCGCGAGGUGGUUCUUCUCGGUGAGGUGCUGGAGGUCUGUCGGAGCCCCGGCCUGGCGGGUAGCUGCGUGCUGCCGUUCGACGGUGUUGUAAGUAAUGGCGAACUCGUAAUUUUCUUUCACCUCUUGUAACAUCUGGGGGCGUAUUUCAAACUUGGGUUAGGAUGACUUAACGUUUUGAUUCUUUCCAGGAGUGCAGGCAGUGUGUGGUAUCCAGUAAUGUAAACUUUCUUUCGUUAAUUUAGCUUAAGGAUGGGUCGAGGUGUGCGUUAAGAAUAAUCAUGUUAUUUUAAAAAGAAGUAAUACUCGUUCUAAGAAGAAGAUAAAUUAAUGUUUAUUUAUUUCAAAGGAGGAUUUAUUUAUUUUUUUUGUUGUUACCAGAGUAUGUUGACAUUGACUUUAUUUAUUUAUUUAAUCAGUUAAUUAUUUACUUUUGUGUUGGUCACAGUUUACCAGAAAUAAAACCUGAAACGAUGUGGGAUAAAUAAUACUUUAUUUUCUUUCAGUCAACACCCUACACCCCCUGUCCUAAGGAGGUUAGACAAUCCCUGUACCAGCUCUACUGCUACCACCCCCCCCCCCUAAUGUUUA